AUGUUGCGCAGCUGCCACAGCCUGCACGGCUGCUACAAGCUGCCGGGACGCAAGUCACUGGACGAGGUCUGCAAGCUGAGUCUCCUCGAGGCGACGCCGACGGCACAGGUGGCCAACAUCUGGAACGAGCACCACAAACAGUUCGUCCAGUACUGGGGCCGCACGAUAUCGGCAGAGGCCUACGAGGCCCUGCAGCCGCGCCUGCAGAAAUGCCCGUAUUUCGUCAUCCCUGUAUUCCGCUCCAAGGGACUCUUCAACGUCGUGACAAACUGGGACAAGGACCUUGUGGGCGUUGCACCGCUGGGAGAGUGGCAGAAGAAACAGGACCACGCGCAGAUCGACAUGACUGUUCAAUUCUUCACAGAGUUGGUGCGUACGAAGCGCAUCGUCCUUGUGCGGUGUGAGAUCAAGGACAAGAUUUUCGUGCGCCAGGACUGUGUGUUCAUCACGCAGAUGCUGCUCAAGUAUUACACCAUUCCGCGACUAUAUGAGACGUGGGUGGAGGUCUUCAACAAGCGCCCGCACCAGUUUGACUACCACAUGUACCUGCGGAACAUGAAGGAGGAGGCACAGCGCGACGACAUUCGAAUCGAGGACAAAAAGACUCAGAUGCGACUGGACGCAUACGGACCGGUGAUCGACACACCACCGGACGCGAUUGCGAAGCAGAUCCUGAGCAGUGUCGACACAGGUGUAUUGCAAGGGGGCGGAAAGACGACGCCAUAG
Messenger RNA from Trypanosoma grayi, 726 nucleotides. Its product is annotated as ATP synthase mitochondrial F1 complex assembly factor 1. The record is from RefSeq and is a predicted model, not a curated record. The transcript has a single exon. The coding region runs from base 1 to 726 and encodes 241 amino acids. Gene Ontology annotation, cellular component: mitochondrion. Gene Ontology annotation, biological process: mitochondrial proton-transporting ATP synthase complex assembly. Lineage: Eukaryota; Euglenozoa; Kinetoplastea; Trypanosomatida; Trypanosomatidae.